CGAAGCUUAAUCUAACCUGGGGCCUACUGGUAUUCCUGUUUUACGCCGUUUUCGGCUUUGAAGCAAAAGCCAAUCAUGAAAAGCUGAUUGUUCGUAAGUACCACGGACUCGCUAGAAGUUUACCGCUGUAGACUUUGAAUCAAUGACAGGUUCCGAUAUACACAAGACGAAACAAAACGUUAACAACUUAGUGGAAGUUAAAAUUCCAUGCCAAUGAUACGGGCUCCUAGAAACAUAGUUACGCCACCUGGAAGUGAUUCAGAUUGCGUUGGGUAGUGUCUUGAACAAACUGAUGUUAGAAAACCCCUACGUCCUGAAAGAUAUGUAGAUGUUGUGAACGAAUAUUAGUGUUUACAGACAACUCUGUUUAGAACUAGGUUUCCUGAUGGACUGACGACGGUGUUGAGUUUUUAUCCAGGCCGGAUUCGAAAUGGUGGUACUCCUCGACUCUCUUCGGUGCUUCCUAGCUCCUUGAGGCUGAAGAGCCUGGCGCACUAUAGCCGGUACGAAUGCCGACAUCAAAGAAGCGCAAAAAGACACAGACGUUUGUUUGUCCUGACUGUUAAACUGUGCUGUUCAAUUCGAGGCCUAUCUGCUGAAAUUAGUCCUAGUACAUAAAACUAUUAUAUACUAUUUCGGGUCAUUUAAAACGACCUAGAAUCCAAGCUGCACCGACUCACAGCCAAAAUGCUGUAUCUAGAAUUUGUAAUUUUAAGGACCUUAUAAACUCGGCCUUGCCCAUUUAGUCAUACCCUAAUGGCGACAUACCUCAACAGCCAUGAACACAUUGUGGGAACCCAAAUCAUUACCUGCAAUGGAAAAACGAAAGGGUUGUCCUGAAGAAUGUAUUGCAUAUGUAUAGAGUUUGGAAGUAAUUCUGUGUUUCCAGUCCGAACGAUCGCUGCUUACAUGUUACUCCCUCAAAAAGACGAAGUUUCCGUUUAAAAUCUGUCGAAUUUUCGAAUAUGAGCUAAAUCCGUCGUCGUUGUACUAUGCCUAUUAAGCCGUAGAGACGCCUUUAUUAGAAUAAUACAAGGUCAUAGGCCCGGUAAAAAUGAUAUUAACGACGAGUCAUUUAGAAAAUUUGUCACGGUUCCGGCGCCUAAGUUCACGGAAUGUCUGUCACAUCCGCAUAAGGAAGAUGCGUUUAUGGUAUGCCAAAACGAAGAGGGAAAGCUCAGCAUUAUUAUACCACUUGUGAAAGACAAGCUAAAAAAUCCGGUGAAAGUUACACGGCACAUAAAAUCUACAGCGAAAACGUCGAUAGCGCCGCGAGCCGGUAAUGGAACGCAAAUUAGAGAAUUGGACCUGCCGUAUAUCCAGCAGGAAGGAAACGCUGAUGGCGAAGAAACGACAUUGGAUGAAUAUGCUACUUUGGAUCCUUGGACUUUAGAACCUGAUUCGAAACCUCUAAGAACAAUGAAUGUAUCGACCAAAGAGUUCUUGCCAAAGGAUUCUGGAGUUCAGGAGUUUCCGGUAAAAUCUCAGCCAAAAGUGCAAAAUAGCCAUACCACAUCGGUCAAGCCUCAACCCACGAAGCAAAGUGCUCAUACCACAUCGGUCAAAUCUCAACCCACAAAGCUAAAUGCCCAUACCGCAUCGGUCAAACCUCAACCCACAAAGCAAAGUACCCAUACCACACCGGUCAAACAUCAACCCACGAAGCAAAGUACCAAUACCACAUCGGUCAAACAUCAACCCACGAAGCAAAGUGCCCAUAACUCAUCGGUCAAACCUGAACCCACAAAGCUAAGUGCACAUACCGGAUCGGUCGAACCUGUGCUCUCAGUGUUGAAUGCCCAUACCACAUCGGUCAAACCUCAACCCACAAAGCUAAAUACGCAUAUCCCAUCGGUUAAACUUAAACCUACGAAUCAAAGCGCUUAUACCACCUCAAAGGCUACCAAGCCAGUUCAAAUCAAAAACGAGUCCCACGAAAAGUCUUUCAAACAGGAGCAAAAAAAAGAAAGCCUAGGGAAUACAACACGAAGGUACCAUUACACUUCGGGUGAUGCGGAGGUUCCGAAAUCAUCGACGUUGCAGCUACACUCAAUUAAGUUACCACUUGAACCACUCAUAGAAAACGACAAAAAAGUGGAAAUACCCAAGGCCCUGUAUCAUUUAAAAUCUACUUCUGAGAAGCCAUACACGUCGACCAAACGUUCUUCAACGAGAAACAUGCCCGCAGAGACAAGCAGCAAGGGAAGCCCAGGCUCUGAACAGAGAGAGCUAGAGGAUCUGCAGACGCUAACCUCCAUCGCGCAAGGGAUAAACGAACUCAAAGCCAGGAGCUUCAACUUCGCGCAUGAAUCUCAUCUUCUACCAAGAGCAAAGACGUCGCGACCCUUUACGGAGGAAGGUGAAGGGUCUGCUCGCUUUACGGGGUGUCGAACGUCAAUCAUCAUGGGUGAUUUCAGACAGCUUAUUUGCGAGAACAACUUGGUAAAAGGCCAAUCCGUGCACCUGUUUCUGCAUCAGAACGACGAUCCAAUUUACUUCCAAAAAUUUAUAGACUCGAAAGGGAAAUGAUACAAGCGUUGUGGUGGGAAAGAUGGUACAAGGCAUAAAGGUCCAGAAGACCGAUUUACGUUUAAUGAUCACAGUAACUUAUCGAACUUGCCAAUAAACUAAAACAAAAAGGAACA
Varroa destructor (honeybee mite) is the source of this 2645-nucleotide messenger RNA. RefSeq lists its product as uncharacterized. NCBI's taxonomy places the organism in Eukaryota, Metazoa, Arthropoda, Arachnida, Mesostigmata, Varroidae. The record is from RefSeq and is a predicted model, not a curated record.